Pantherophis guttatus is the source of this 3115-nucleotide messenger RNA. The record is from RefSeq and is a predicted model, not a curated record. Lineage: Eukaryota; Metazoa; Chordata; Lepidosauria; Squamata; Colubridae.
CUCCAGCUCAGGCUGCGGUGCUGAUUGGCCAGCGUUCUCCAAGCUUCUCCUGGAGGAGGGGCUGGGAGCGUCACAGAAAUCCUCCGCGGCGACCCGCCUCUCUAGUAUCGAGGUGUAAUCAUAAUGGCAGAGGAGUUGGCUCCAUCCGUGUUUUUCCAGCAUCAGUAUAUGUGUUCAGAGUGCGGACUUCUCUACAACACUUUGGAGGCAGUGCUGCUCCACCACCAGAGCCAUUUAGGGGAGUCCUGUGAGACUGCAGCCGCUGCCACUGUUGCUGAUGCAGAAUCCCAACAAGAUAACCGCUAUCAGUGCCUGGAAUGUGGGUGUGUCUUGUGGUCACCUGAUGAACUGUUAGCGCACCAGGAAGUGCAUCCCAGGGAAGUACCAACCCGCCCUUCUCUCCCAGCCACCACUGGACAGAUCCGCUACCAAUGCAAUGAAUGUAAUGAACUUUUUCCAUCUACGAGCCUCUGGCUAGCUCACCGCCGGACACACCAGAAACAGGAGGCUCCGGCAAAUUCUUCUCCAUCAGUUUUACCUUCUUCUCAGCCGCCUCCCUCCCCCCUUUCCCAAAUAUCCAAUCCUCAGCUUCCCCAGAUCUCUUGCCUCUCAGCUUUGCAGGAACUACAUCCGUCGCCGCAGUCAGUUCCCCCCAUGCAUCCUUACGAAUGCUCAGAGUGUGCCUGUCUUUUCUUAACACCAGAGGAGCUGCUGGAGCAUCAGGGUGAACAUUUUACUGAAAUCGAGAAAGAGAGUGGGGAGCCAGCUGAGGUGCCAACCCAGGAGGCAUCCAGCCCCUACAUGUCCCCAGGGCCAGGCUCUGAGGAAACCACAGCAGCACCUCCCCCCGCUCAGGUUUUCUGUUGUACUGAGUGCAAGCAGGCCUUUGGUACAAUGGAGGCAUUGCAAAAGCACCAACAGGAACAUGUGGGGAGCAGUGAGGAAUUCCUGUGUGGGGAAUGCCAGCGUGGUUUCACAACAGCCAAGCGGUUAUUGGCUCACCAGCGGGUGCAUGUGGAUGGCACAUACGAAUGUCCAAAUUGCAACAAGAUCUUCAAAAAGGCAGCCUCUCUUGAACAACACAUGCGCAUCCAUAAAGGCGAGGCGCUCUACCUCUGCGUGGACUGUGGGCUCGGCUUCUCCACCGAGAUGACCUUAAUUAUGCACCGCAAAAACCACACAGCCAACCCCUUGCACCGUUGUCAUUGCGGCAAGACUUUCAGCAACAUGACCAAGUUCCUUUACCAUCGACGCACACACGCUGGCAAGAGUGGGAUCCCAGCUGCACGGGGGGCCGGAGGAGACCCUGCAUCCGGGCAGCCUGCUGAGCAAGUGCCCAGCGAGGAGGAAGCACUUGUGAAUGGCUUGGCCCCUUCCUCCCUUUCGCCUGGGAACUCGGCCGAGGCCUCCAGUGGGGGGUUCCUGUGUCCUCAGUGUGGAAAGGCAUUCUCCACCCAUAUCCGGAUGGUGCGGCAUAAGCGAGUCGUGCACGUGCUGGAGCGCAAGCACAAAUGUCCCACGUGUGGCAAAAAGUUCAAGAAGCUGGUGCAUGUGAGGAAUCACCUGCGGACGCAUACGGGGGAGAGGCCGUUCCAGUGCUCCGAAUGUGGCAAGACGUUUGUUUCCCAGGCUAACUUGGCCCGGCACCACGUAACCCACACUGGAGAACGGCCCUACCAGUGCCAGGUCUGUGACAAGCGCUUCACUCAGUCCUCUAAUCUUCGCCAGCAUCGCCUUUUGCACAUGGCUCCUAACGGAGACGGGUCCCACUCGUGCGACGACUGUGGGGCUGCCUUUCUCCGAGCCCGUCAGUUAGCCUUGCAUCGAACGGUACACACAGGGUGCUUGCCUUUCCCUUGUCCGGACUGUGACAAAUCGUUUUCACGCCAUCGUCUCCUUGAACUGCACCAACUUAGCCACUCUGGGCACGAACCUCACCGCUGCCCAGACUGUGGCGCUCUUUUCGUGGUGGCCUCCAAGCUGCAGGAGCACCGCUGUGCCAGGCAAGACGAGCAGGGGAGCCCCCAGCAGUCGUACCUCUGCACGUCUUGCGGCAAGUACAUGGGCUCAUUGGCCAAGCUGACGUUACACCAGCUGAUUCAUUCGGGGCAGCGUCCGUACAACUGCCCGCUCUGUGGGAAAGCCUUCACCACCCCUAGCGGGCUGAGCCGACAUCAACAGCGUCAUGCUGGCCUGCGCCCUCACAAGUGCCCUACCUGCAACAAGACAUUCGUGGCAGCCUCAGGGCUGCAGCUGCACCAGCGCACGCACACAGGCGAACGCCCAUUCCUCUGCCCAGAUUGUGGCAAAGCUUUCCGACAGGCCACUCAUCUUCGCGAACACCGACGCCUGCACACCGGGGAGCGGCCCUAUCGUUGUCCAGAGUGUGGCAAGGCCUUCGUGCAGUCCAUGCACCUGGCUGAGCACAGACGGAUCCACACUGGGGAGCGCCCUCACCCGUGUCCCCUCUGCUCCAAGACUUUCAAGACCAUCUCGAACUUGCGGAGCCACCGCAAGACACACACAGCGCUGGCUGACGGCCAGGAUGCUGUGCAGCCUUCGGAAUCUCUCGUAGCUUCCAGCCAGUCCACCCAGACCAUUAUGUGCACCAAGUUUGGGGAGACAAUUGCUAUAAUUGAGAGCGCAGAGCCUCUCCCCGUGAUGGAGACCAUAGAGAUCUAUCUAGAGAUGUAAAUUUCCCAGAAAUGUAGAAGCCGUGCCAGGGGAGGGGAAAUUUCCCAUCUUUUUCUGUAUUCAGAGUUACAAGGGAUGCCCGAGGGCAGCGUCCACACUUUUGCCUUGGUGCAGAGGUUUUAAAUCAUCUUUAACUGUUCUGUAUACAAAUGCUUAACAUGCCAGCAGGAAACGGAGCGCAACCCUCUCUUCGUACACCCUUCAGCAGGCUUCUCAUAGCACCAAAAGUUGCUCAUCAGCCGUUUUAGUUUCGUAUGGAGGCCUAAGCUGCAAUUUAUGGACCUCAUUUUGAGAAUUUCUCUGGGCAGUUUUUUUUUUUUUUUGUCUUGGGGGGUGGUGGUGCUGUGGACUGGAGUUGGGCCAGCCACCUUGACCACAGCUGGGUGUUCAUUGUAAAUUAAAAGAGAUGUGUUAUAUUCCA